Molecule: messenger RNA, 801 nt
Organism: Puccinia triticina
Lineage: Eukaryota; Fungi; Basidiomycota; Pucciniomycetes; Pucciniales; Pucciniaceae
Exons: 3
Coding region: 1-801 (266 amino acids)
Source: RefSeq, a predicted model, not a curated record
AUGCUUCGAAAAUUUUCAAUACUUCUAGUUAUUGGUAUUGUCUUCCCUGUCUCUGCAAAGUUUGGAGAGAGAGUUAAUGAAGCAACGAUAAUCCAUGAAUCAGGAGGACAAGCUGGGCCGGAACUUCAACCUGCCCGCUCUGGUGGUUCUACCAGCUCCAGUGAUCGUCCCGCAGUGGGUUCCCAGCAGCCGCUUGCUCCACCUACUGCCGACAGGCGCCAGGCAGAUGGGGCUUACAACAGUGCGCAAGGCCCUCAUGGCACUUCGUCCGCUCUCCUCCAUCAAUCUCCACCGGUUCAAGCGGGUGCACGGCCCGCUCAUCACCAGCAGAACCCUGGUCCUUCCGCCGUUCCGCUCCAUGCAUCUCCAGCAAAUCACGAAUACCAGCAGGGCUCUUCUAUUUCUGCUACCGUUUACCAUCAAUUUCUCCCGGCAAUUCCAGGCGGGCAGGUCGGUGUUGGCCCCGCAGUGCCCAUGGGGAUUUCAGGCCGUCAAGCAGGCCCUACGAGCUACCAGCAAGGCACUGUCCAGUGCGCCGGCCACUCCCAAGCUUUCCCUGGGAGCCCAGCCGGUCAAGCAUCAGCUGUCCCCCGCUACCAGCAGCAGGUUGCGGGUCCUUCAGCGGUUUCUCUUCAAAGCAGCUCAAUCACAUCUUCUCACGUAGGGCCACCCACCCGUACUGCUAGUGAUGCCCGACCUGCGGAGCAUGGUCAAAUCAAUGAUCCUCGGACUCAAUCGACACUCAAUCCGAAUACAGUUGCUGAAAUUCCUGCAAACCCACCAUCACAGCCAGGUAAGUGA